AUGUUCAAAACAUUCGUUAAGGCUCUGGCGUUUGUAUCUACGCUGUUAGCUGUAUCGUUGAAUAUUUAUAUUUUCACAUAUCCAUCACUGAACCCCAAGCAAUGUUCUUGGAAAUGCCAGAAGACGGAUUUUAUUCCCGAGUUGCAAGGCUUAUCGACAUGGGACAGAGCAAUACUCUAUGCAACUCGGUAUUUCAGAGAUAUUUAUGAUACUAUUGGUGGCCAAAGAUUGUUUGAUGAGUCGUAUAAUGACAGUGAUGUUCGUGAUGUUCGUUUGCUAGCUUUGGGGGAUCCUCAAAUAAAAGGCAAUUGGCCUUCUACACCGUAUAUUAAGCGGUUAGAUACGUACGGCAAUGAUUACUACUUAGGCCAUAUUUUCCGUAUGAUGAACAGGAGAUUGAAGCCUACACAUGUUGCAGUGAUGGGUGACAUAUUUUCAUCCCAAUGGAUUUCAGAUUCAGAAUUCUUCAAUAGAACAAUGAGAUUUACACACAGAGUGCUAGGUCGUGAUACCGAAGAACUAGAGGAAAUUCAAAAGAAGAACAAUGACUCGGGAUUAUACCAAGUUGACUGGCAUGAGCAUGGUAGACUUUUUAAAAAUCGCAGUAAUGAGAAACCGAUGGCCUUUAACUGGCACUACCAGGACGCGUGGGCUUGGACUGAUGAAGACGAAUAUUUAUUGAUUAAUAUCACAGGAAACCAUGACGUGGGAUAUUCUGGGGACGCUACGUACCAGCAUAUGGCCAGAUUUACACAAUUGUUUGGUCAGGACAGCUAUUGGAUCGAAUAUGACAGAGACACAGAUCAUCCAUGGAGAAUUGUUGUACUAAAUGACCUACUAUUAGAAGGCCCUGCCUUACAACCUGAAUUUGUGAAUGCCACCUGGGAGUUCUUGUAUCAGCUAUUUGAAAGGAAAUUCGAAGGUAGUACUGUCCUACUAACGCACGUUCCUCUAUAUAAGGAAGAAGGUAUCUGUGUUGAUGGACCUGAGUUUAAAUAUUACCCAGAUGGAUACGAAAGGGAGCCUUACAAAGCCGGCUUACUUAAAUCACAGAAUCAUCUAAGCGAAGACGUUACAAAACGUGUUCUAAAUCUCGUUUUCCACAAUAACAAGCCAGGAGUCAUUCUCACUGGUCAUGACCACGAGGGUUGUGAAACAAUAUACAAAAAAAACAUGAGCAGUGGUAUCUGGACUACCUCAAAGACAGUAACUUCCGAUAUCUUCCUUCAAGAAAUCACCGUCCGCUCCAUGAUGGGUGAGUAUGGUGGGAAUACCGGUCUCCUCACCGGACAUUUCAACUCGAAGUCCAAAAACUGGACCUGGUCUUACAGUCUAUGUCCCUUCUCAGUACAACACCUGUGGUGGGCUACCAAGGUAUCCACGAUAUUAGCAGGAUCCCUGCUUUCUUUGCUACUAGUAUUAUAA
Molecule: messenger RNA, 1425 nt
Organism: Eremothecium cymbalariae DBVPG#7215
Lineage: Eukaryota; Fungi; Ascomycota; Saccharomycetes; Saccharomycetales; Saccharomycetaceae
Gene: TED1
Product: Ted1p
Exons: 1
Coding region: 1-1425 (474 amino acids)
Biological process (GO): GPI anchor biosynthetic process
Cellular component (GO): endoplasmic reticulum
Source: RefSeq, a predicted model, not a curated record